Messenger RNA from Puntigrus tetrazona (Sumatra barb), 2472 nucleotides. It is a transcript of the gene dek, whose product is annotated as DEK proto-oncogene. Lineage: Eukaryota; Metazoa; Chordata; Actinopteri; Cypriniformes; Cyprinidae. The record is from RefSeq and is a predicted model, not a curated record. The transcript has 11 exons. Gene Ontology annotation, biological process: regulation of double-strand break repair; chromatin organization. The coding region runs from base 173 to 1552 and encodes 459 amino acids. Gene Ontology annotation, molecular function: DNA binding; histone binding. Gene Ontology annotation, cellular component: nucleus.
CAACACUAACGUACAGUGAGUAUAUGUAUUAAAGUAUGAGCCUGUGAGAUUUCUAGAGGUUUUACUGCCUGUAAUUCUUUUCCCUAAAAUGGAUGUUUACGUAUAAGACGGCGGGACUUGCUGCGAUUUGCUGCAAAGGGUGCAAUUGAGAACCUAAUCAUACAGUACAGAAAUGGAAGCUGUCAAGACAGAGGAUCUUCCUUUGGAUGGAAAGCCGGUAAAAAAGGGAGAGGAGGAUGACAAGAAGAAAAAGAAGAGUCCAUCUGAUGAUACGGAGCAGGAUGAAUCAGAAGAACCUAAACCUAAAAGCAGGUCUAAACCCAAAUUGUUUGAACCUGAAAUUCUUGAAGGAAAACGGGAGAAAAAAAUUAUCCAGAGACUUGAUUUGAUGAGCAAACCGAAGGAAAAGCCAAAGAUUGAGAGCAUAGGAGAAGGUGCCAAACUGGGAGACAUUGUACGGAUUAAUCACUCCAUCGGAAAGCUCAAAGCGCCUCUCCUCAAACCUCUGCAUAAGAUAGUUUAUGAUCGGCCAGGAACUGCAUCAACACUACGAAAAAACCUUAGGCUGUUUAAUGGAUUUCCUUUUGGGGAGGAAAGUGACCUUUACAACAAAAAAAUGGAGAAGGUGAAAAGGCUUCACAAGGAACAACUCAAAACCAUUUGUCAAACUCUUGAUCUGGAGAGGUCUGGAACGCAGAUUGUUCUUUCAGAAAGGAUCAUGAAAUUUCUUGUACAUCCAACCAACUCAGGAAAGCCUAUCCUAAAGAAGAAAAAGAAGACAACCAAAGAUGCCAAAAGAGAAAAGUCUUCAUCCAAAAGUAAAAAAACACAGAAAAAGGUAGAAAGUGGGAAGUCCAAACCCAUUGUCACUGAUUCCAGUAGUGAUGAUGAUGACGACGACGAUGAUGAAGAGGGUAAAGAGAACAAUAAAGACGCUGAGAAGUCUGUGACGGCAAUUAAAAAAAAUAAAGACACUGGAGAUAAAUCAUGUGAUAAAGAGGAAGAUGAUGAAGACGAGGAGGACGACGACGAGGAAGAUGAUGAAGACGAGGAGGACGAGGAUGCUCCUGAAGAGGAAAGCAAGAAGGAAGAACAGAAAACUUCUCAGAAGAAAUCUGCAAACAUGAAAUCCACAAAGAAAUCUGAGAAGUCAGAACAGACCGCUUCAGAUGAAAGUGACCAAGACGUUCAUGAAGACAAGAAUGCAAAAAAGACAAAAAAGCCUGCAGCAAAGAGGAAAGCUUCAGCAAAACCUGUGCCUAAAACAAAGAAAGCCGACAGCAGCAGCAACCGAGGGAAGAAGAAAGCCAGCAAGAGCAAGGAUGAAAGUGAAAGCUCUGAUGAUGAUGAUCAGCCGUUGAUAAAGAUGAUUAAAAAACCACCGACUGAGGAACAGCUGAAGGAGGCAAUCAAAGAUCUAUUGAAAGAUGCCAACUUGGAGGAAGUUACAAUGAAGCAGAUCACCCGACAAGUUUAUGACAAGUAUCCUGAUUUUGAUCUGACCAGCAGAAAGGAAUUCAUCAAGGAAACAGUUAAAGGUUUGUUAUCCUGAAGUAAAGAAAAUGCCUUAUUUAAAAGGACAGCGAGGGUGAAGGUCCUGUGGACAACUGGAUUUUCAUUGCACUGUUCACUGUUGUGUAGUUUCUUUUUAUUAUUUUAUAUAAGUUUUCAACUUUCAAGUAAAUUCUGUUUUUAUGUAUUUUAAAGUAUUUUCUAAAAAUGUACAUUUUCACGUUUGACAGUAAAUAAUCUGGAUGGUUUUGGUUGCUGAAAUAUGCCACAUUUCCGAAGCGAACCUUUCCCCUCUUAUUUUAAUGGCACAUAGUCAUAUUGCAUUUUGACAGUCACAUGUGAAUUUUUUGGCUGUGUCUUUAAGACCUACAAGUUACCAUGUCCUGCAGCUGCAUUAUCGUUGACAUGGUACUGCCAAGAUGUUAUAUGCAAUAUUUAGGAAGAUUUGAUUGGUUUCAACUGUUAUUAGUGCCGAGUUUUAUUUCUAAGGUCCUAAAUGCUAAAUGAAAAGAAACUUUUGGACAGAUUAUGUAUUUCAUUAUAAAACAUUCAGAAGUGUUAAGGUUAAGGUUAAGUGAAUAUUCAAUUUCAGUGUUGGCUUAACAGGAAUUUGGGAUUUUAAUACUAAUUUGUAAAAAGCAAAAAGCAUUGAUUUUUUUUUUUAUGAUUCAUUUUUGUAAAUAUGCCUUUUAUGUAUUUUUUUCCUUAUUUUAUUUUGAAUUUUUAAAUACAAGUCCUAAGGAACAAAUAUCUUAAGUCUGAGAUGUUACUCAUACCUGCAGGUCAGUGUUGUAGAUUAGGUUUUCUUAUAAGACAUGAGUUAAGGUUGAUCUGUUGUAUACGCUGACCUCAGUAACCAGUUUAUCAGUUAUCAUCAGUCAUAUUGCUCAUAACGUGUCAGAAACUACAAAAUGAAAAUGUGCGUUUAUUUUGUAAUAAAUUGAUUUUUCAUAGAAAAUA